AGCUGAGAAAGAGCCCUGCAACCCGUUCAAUACUGUCAUCGAAGGUUGCUUCUCGUGAUCUGGGGAUUUCGCCAUGCCUUCAGAUUUUACCUGGCCGAGGCAGCUUCACUGUUAUGUUAAGUCCGCUAAACUAAAAGCUGCCAGCGAAGCAAAAAGAGAGACAAAGAACUCUGGUCCCACGCAAUCCAAGCAUGCUACAUCCCUUUGGGUCUGAUAGAAUUGAUGGAUCACUGAGAACAAUGGACUUGGACCAACGUGAUACCUUACUUGCAAGACUGCAAAGAACAUCACUUCAUACCUCCACGCAGAGAAAAUCCUUGAUGCAAUAACGGCUUUCUCUCUGAACGUGGAGGACGCAUUGCAAUUGACUUCCUCAAUGUGAUCUUGACGACGUGCACUUGAGUGUUUCAUCAGAUGUCCCUCCCGGUGUGGCUGCUUCGUCACGGGUAGCUGCAGAAUACAGUCGCUCCUCGAUUUGAGAUCCAGCUCAGAUUACACUUGGAUAUCGUUUCAAUUGUAUCAAAAGGAGUUCGAAAGAUGAAACAGAAGGCAGAAUGCAGGUAUUGCUCAUUUUGGUAACACUUCUCCACCGAGAGAAGGGCAGCCGCAUGGUUGUGUCAGCUCUCAGCCUCGUCAUACUGUUGGCCAUGGCAUAAUGUUCCAAUUAGUUUUACGACGUUGUCGGCAAAGGCUCGGACUCAUGGUAGUCUUCUGCCUGGGGUUGCCAUGACACUAGCGCGGCUCGUCCUCCACCCCUAAACAAAUAUCUAGAUCACUUCAGCAUUGCAUCUUGUCAACCGCAUCACCUUCUUGCAUCUGUCAGCAUACUUCUAAACCUCAAUCUUGAUGUCAAAGCACAAUUGUAAUUUCAAAAUCACAACUCAGCAAAGCGUCAACAUGAUUGCAACGCGUCCUCCAGAUCCGCACUUCUGGAAGCGGUAUUCAAUCAUAUUGCUCUUCCCCCGCGUCUUCCAGGCUGUCAGGAUGCAAUAAUUGAGGGAGUCGAGCGCCAGCUGAUCGACAGACUCCUUGUAGCGACCUGCCAGUUGGCUGCGACGCAGACAGACAAUGUGCUGUUGCCACUCCAUCGCUCUCUCGAGGUAGCCAAGCGCGUCAACGCGAAUGGACGUCUGACGAAAUCAACACUCCUCAAAUCAUUUUCUGAGAUCUCUUUUGGGUAGGAGAAUAUAGAUGUAUUGUUCGCCGUCCUCCCUCUGCGGGAGCACCGACUUCAUCAUCGCUCAUGUCCGAGAGCAGAAUGCCGCGGUAAUUAUCCGUAGACAGCAAAGUACUUCACAUGGUGAAGAAGUCUUGUUUGAAGUAUUCGAAGUAUCUGCUCUAUCCGAUGCUGUUCUUGCUGCCAAAUCGGCAUUGCAAUGGGACUUUCCAGGCAACGCGGUUGCGAUUCCUCUAUCAGUCUUUCAAGAUAUCAACUUCCAAGAACAGGUUGCCACUUUUCUGGAGCGGGCAAGCCUAGAGUCUAUCAAAUGCUUCGGAAUUCGGGCUCAUAAAGCUGGUACAUCCACAUACGAAAGCAGGCAGACCGUUAACCCCACUGCCAUUUCAGAGCUGCUGAUGACAAUCUUGAGCGGUUAUGGGCGCCGACAAUUCCCCACCUUGACUCGCAAACGCGUUCGAGACGAGGUAUCCUACAGCCCUGGUGGAGAAAAACCUUGGCGACGCUGUCCGUUGUGGUUGGCACUGCGUGUUGCCAUACAACGACAUCUGUGCUUGACUGUUGACAGCCAUUCUGGCCGGCUUCUUUACAAGGUCUUAAUAUGCCUUGUGCACUCCCAACUGCUUGAUGACUGUCCAUCGAUCGACACACUCGGACAAACUUAUUAUAGAAGCUUUGAGCUUUCGGAGCACCUGAAGACCAAGCUGUGCCGUCGUAUCUUGAAGCUUGAAGUGGAAAAGGAAGAAUACACCCAUGAGCAGAGAGCACAUUUCAAGGCAACUUUUCUUGAGGUCAAAGGAAUCUUCGAAAUGUCUAUCGAGUCGGCUAGUGCGAGGACUAAGUCAGCUUUUGAAAGGUUCAAUGGGUCAAAAUAUAGUAUUGACAAAAUUCAUCACAAAGCUCCAUGGCACGCAGUGUCUCUUACACUAAAGAAUAGCGACCCGUAUUUGGGAGGUUUGAUGGGUGUUACCGGGAUUCAUAAUGCUCCGCCUCCACUUGUGUCGUCAUUCAGCUUACCAGAGGAAUACCAAUUCGCAACAGCGAGCAAGACGCGCGCCAAUAUCUUCAAUACGCGCUAUGUUGAAUUGAGCAUUGUGGAAGAAGAAGCAAUUGGCAACGGAUUGAGCAUGCAGCUGUCGCCUUUGCGUAGUCUAGCACUGCCAGCGAACGAACGAAUUGACAAUAUUUCCCUACGCAUUCUGAAGUAUCUUGAGGAUGUAGGCGAUGCCUACGAUGGGCUAACGGAACAAAAGAGCACCAUGCUGUUGAACGUCAUGGACCUAUGGAGAGAGAUGGAUACAUGUGCAACUCGCUCAUACCCUCUGUUGAAAGAGUACGUCCCAGGAUUUCCGACCGAGAUCUUGGAUGUUCUUCAUGUUUCACGACGGAAAGACAUGCUACGACUUGAGAAGAUCAGGAAUCACCUGCGCGCUCGCCACGCAGAAGCUACUCAGUCCGAACUCACCAUCUUUGCGAAUCCACAGGAACAUUGCUUCGCAGUCCGGUACUACGAAGAUUCGCCUGACAGUCAACUCUUGCAGCGUCUGCACCAAGCUAUUGAGGCAAAAGGCCGUCAAAUGCAACAAGAAAAGGAGAGGGAGUUGCGCAGUAGGCGAUUGCGCUUCGAGAAAUUGAAGAAGCAGGAGGAAGAGAUUACUAAGUGUAAUGAUACAUUGAGGACGUUUGGCAAGAUCGUUAUUGAGGAGCACAUACCUUACAGCUGCAACAAGUGUAGACUUUCCAACGAGAUUAAGCGCUUUUCCAUCAGAGGCCAUGAACGACCCCUUCCAGAUGAUGCGAUUCAAGCCAAGGUCGCAGUCUUCGAGCUAGGCUGUCCCCAGGCGUUCUCUGUUUACCGAAAUACAACAUGGCAUAUUCUGAGUGCCCUCGCACUUCCGAAGCAAGUCCCAUCUUUCAAGCCUUCUGCCUUUCUUGAUCAGUAUUUGAAAAACUUGGGCUUCGACACAGAUGAUAUGUCCACUCAAUUUUGCGUUGCGUCAACAAAAAAGCCAUGGCCAAAGACGCAUUACUAUACUAAUAAUUUCCCUGUGGACUUAAACGAUAUUUGCCACCCGAAUGGUAUGAGUUUCGAGUAUUUUGACAAUUUAAAAGGCGUUUGGGCAGGCCGUUUGGAACUCACACCAAGCUUUGCUCAUCAUUGCCGCAUGGAGCUCCCAGCAACUUCACCCUUCCCUACACUAUUUAAGACCACUAUGAAACAGCGUUCAUCUUACCAAAUUAUUGCAAGCCAAACCAAUUGCCCUCCUGGAUUGAACAGCAACGAGUUCCUGGCGUUUCAGGGUCUGUUUGGUGGUGAAGUUCGGAGAUGGCCUCAGCUGUUGAUCGAGCUGGCAUCAUCCAACAUUAAUUUUGGAACCGAAUCAACAACGGUACUGGUGAACUAUCUCACUCUUCACGUCGGACCGCAAGCCCUGGACAAUGAGUUCGGAAUUAUCCAUGCAGCAUUCGACGAUCAGUCUUUCUGUGAGCAACUGCUACACCAACUGAACAAGCGAGUGGAUGCAAUUAGGUCCAAUUGGCGUGAGGUCAAUUGCAUGGAAUCUCUCAUUACGAUGGGCCUCAGACUCUUUGAGCUGGGAGCGAACACUUUCAAAGGCGUCGAAUUUCUCGAGCGAGCACGCGCUGUCACCAUUGAAUGGAUGACAACGCUGAAAACCGAAAUGCUGCUAGCAACAGACGCUUCGACCUCGUUGAGGUAUUCCGAAUAUGCUUUGUGGGCUGCGCUGCUGUGCAGAAGAACAUUCUGCAUUUACCUCGACCGCCGAACAGCACUUGAGCCAGCUAUCACAUGCUCUUUCAUCGAGAGCUCAAUAAAUAUGCAGGAUAACAUUAGCAGUGACCCAUCGAAGCUGCAAGGAAGUUUAAAGGCUGCUUAUACUCGCGACCGGAAGAUGUUGUCGGACUUGCGAUGGCUUCUGCAAGAUUCUGUCGAAAGCAGCCAGAAUAGUGUCAUGUCUCUGGUAACCAGCUUGCUGCCAGCCAUCCAUGGUACAAAGGCACAUAGAGUGUUUGGGUUUGAGUUUCUUCCGCAUCCGAAUGCAUGGUGGAUUCGAAUGCAGAUCGCAGCCACAUCUCAGAUCUGUCAGCAAGAUGUCCACUUCAAUUACCUCGAAGGUGUGUUGCUCGUGAUGGGCAAACCUGUUGGAAAAUUGCCCCCAGACUGGAGAAGAUCUGUAGUAAUGCAAGAGCUAUUCGGUAAUCAGAUGCUACUGACGCACCCAUCUCGGAUGCCCGGUAUGACAUACACGCUUCUGCAUCCAGUUUAUGGCCAUUCUGUCCACCUUGGAUACCGUGGAAAAGAUCUCAUUGUAUGCGCUUGCAUUGGGAACAUGAUAUUGGAACAUAUUCCAAGACGCAUCUUCGGCAAACUCGACAGUUGCGAUCUGCCUGCCUUUCUUGUGGAUAACUGCACUCACUGGAUGAAUCUUCAGACCGGAGUCAUCGAAAUUAGACCCAUGGGACGAACCUGGAUUUUAAACCGCAACAACUGGCAUCUGGAUUAUCGUCACCGUGAAGCAAAGCGAGCUUACCCAUCACCGUCUACGAUUGCCCGGUAUGAUACACUUAUUGAUCCGCAUUGUAGACUCUUCGGUCAAAUCGCCAAGAUCUUCGAGAAUUUUGAAGACCCACAAUAUUUGGCAGUCUGGCAGCCAGUCUCGGGUAGGUUGACAGUCCAUCUAACUCGGUUAGAACUUUUGUUCUACGUGAAUAGUCGAGGUCGUCUCGAAUGUCCGCAGUUGAGCUCGGAGGUUGAUCCAGUGCAAGAUAUCGGAACAUGGCAUGGGCUAGCAUCUAGGCUUGUUCUUCGAGAGGUUGGAAAAGAAAAAAAUCGAGGCAAGGAUACAUGGUCCUCGGUUUCCCUUCGCCAACGAACGGUCCUCGUGUGUAUGGGUGCCUUUGAAUACCGACGAGAAGGUCCACAUAUCAGACUAACUGCUAGAACGGGGAACACAUACGGUAGAUACGUCGUUAAUGAGACCCUAGGACGUUUGGAAUGUGCUGCUGAGCCGCGUCUUCUCUAUCUGAAAGCGGCCUUACAUGCAUACACAUCACUCCCGAUCCCCGACGCCCUGACUGGUCGAACCGGCACAGAAGAGGCGAUCCACUGCCUCAAGUCGGGUUACUGUCAACCCUGGACUCCAUUGACGAUGAAUCCAUACCAAACUUUGGCAUCAAUUGCAAAACUUACACCUCGAAGAGAAUACUAUCCGGCAAAUCUCAAAGUCUUGCAAUCAUCAUACUGGGAUGACCAUCUGACGACCACCAUUCAGAACGAUUUAUACAAGAGCAUUGUAGACUCUAUUUUGAGAAAAUCAUACAGGCUCACUUCAUUUUCUCCGGAUAGCGUUGAUCUCCCGCUCCCUGAUCCUAUCACAGAUAGUCACUUGAUUCAACGAAGUCAUUUGAGAAGAAGCACUCAUCAAAGACCUAUGUCCACCGCGACAAAGUCGAUUCCAAUCGAAGACAUUGUGUAUGAUUCCAGGGAUCAUCUUGGUUCCAGCCAGAGUCGCAUGAAUGUUGUUGAAUGUGUAAAGCUACUGAAGACAUGGCCUUCCCAACUCUCCACUACUCGUGAUCUGAUGGGCAUGAUUCAGCAAUGGGGUGACCUUGAAGGCUGUGAAGGAUCUUGGGAUCGAAUCCUGUUGACUGAUAUGCUGAACUUGAAUUGGACGACGGAUUGGGGACCUCUCGCCAAUCUCUGCCGAGCUGCUGGCCGACCAGAUGUCUACCGUCUCGUGUUCAUACUCUCUACCAUUUCGUUUGGAGAACAAGUUGAUAUGGAUGCAGUUCGAUGCCUGAUUGCAUUUUCCGUUUUGGAGAAGCUGAAGGCCUUGAAACCCCCCAAAUUCUCAACCUACGUUAAGGUCAAGGAGGGAGAAAAACCUCGUACUGACGACAUCCUCGGUUGGCUCAAACCUUAUCGAAGACCAUACUUAGUGGAAGGAAAGUCCAUGGCUGGUCCUUCGCCUUCGCACGCUGUGCGUCUAACUUUGGUCGAUUUGGAGCUGAAAUAUAAGCGCGACCAAGAAGAAGAUGAGAAGAUUCUGGCUAAAUUUCUGCUCGAUCAAUGGCCUUGCGAAAAGCCCACCAUGGACGGCUUCAUGCAAGGAGCUAAAAUUUACCUCGAAAAGGCCCUGCCUUCUCUUCAACCAAAAUGGCUCCAGCUAUAUCAGAAUCUUGAGCUCUCCAAGUAUCUCGCCCAAGCUCAACGUAUCCUGGAUUGUCAUCGAAGCGAGAGCUAUGAAAUUGGGUAUGCAGCUGUCAAUACUGAGGAACAAGAUGUAUUUCACAUUCCGAGACGGAGACAUGACGAGUUUCUACUUGGUACCAAGUUGCUCCGAGCUCUGCCAUGUGUUAACGGAAAACUUGAGGCUGAUUCAAUGUCUCUCGACUACGCAAUGUUGACAAAACAACCACUAGGAAUCUGUCAAGCUCCUAUACAGAGAGAGAAAUCUCCGCCAGUUUCAUCAACCAUCCAAGAGCUACAAGAAAUUAUCGCAAGUGCUUUUCAAUCUGGAUCAGACGUCCGACAAGAAUACAGUGACGAUCUUGCUCGUAGUGCACAAGCGCUACAGAUUGCGGAAGCUGAGGCUGAUCCAAAGCCGAGCCCUGUCGAUCUCGGAACCCUUGACACUGCGAUUCAAGAUGGCGAAGAACUAGUUCAAAAGCAAUUGAGCCGAAUUCAUCAUAUGCUGGAAUCAGUCUCCCCCGAUCAAGUGUACUGGCAGAAGCAAGGUUCUUUGUGGCCUCCAACCACACCCGUAUCAAUUCUGGAAACUUUACGGUCGACCUCACAGCUUACCCUCUCGACAAACGUCCGGACCGAGCUUGUUCGCUAUGCAUUGUCUAUUACAUCGCUGCAAAGACUGCUACGGAUGGAAGACGCUUUGCGGAAGAACAAUACACAACGUCUGAACGAUGAACAGAGAAACACUGGUCAUUCAAACUGGAAACCUUCUGAAAACCCUGACUGGCUCCUGCUUGAAAUUGAUGCGAACCUCCUCAUUCGUCCUGGACAGAUCGAUGUUGCAUUGGCCACAAUUAAGCCCGAAUCUAGCAUGAACUCUGUUCUCCAAAUGAACAUGGGGCAAGGGAAAACUUCGUGUAUAAUCCCCAUGGCUGCUUCCGUACUUGCUGAUGGGAAGAAUCUCAUGAGAGUCAUAGUCCCAAAGUCACUUCUGCUGCAGACGGCUCAACUUCUGCACAUACGACUUGGCGGUCUCAUCGGCAGAGAGAUAGUUCAUGUACCAUUUUCUCGAAAGACGCCCACUGACGCAGGCCAAGUUGGAAUCUUUCGCCAGCUUCAUGAUAACAUUCGCAAGGGUUCAGGCAUCAUCAUAGCCUUGCCUGAACACAUAUUAUCAUUCAAGCUAUCCGGACUCCAGCGAUUAUCAGAUGGAAAGACCGCUGAUGCAAAGGCAAUGAUAGAAACUCAGAGUUGGCUGCACAGAUACGCCCGCAAUGUCAUCGAUGAAUGUGACAGUAUCCUUGCAUUGCGUACCCAGCUUAUCUACCCUUCUGGAACACAGAAGGUCGUUGAUGGGCACCCGAUUCGCUGGCAAGUUGUGCAAAUCCUCCUGUGCCGCGUGAACGGUCACCUUGAGAAUUUACGUCUCCAAUAUCCCAAGAGCAUCGAAGUACUUAGAAGAGACCAAGGUGGAUUUCCGAUUAUCUUCUUUCUACGCCAAGAUGUUGAGAAUGAACUUAUCUCACGUCUAGUCGACGACAUCUUCCAUGGCAGGACUUCGAUAUUCCCUCCCGAUUGUACGGUUUUGGACCGUAACGCCAUCAAAGAGUUCAUAUCGGAGCCAAAGAUUGCAGUAGAGCUAUCGAACUCCGUGAAAAAUACGUUCAAGGACAAGCCAGCCUUGCAGCAAGCUGUGUACCUUCUGCGAGGUCUCUUGGUUCAUCGGAUUCUUCUAAUGGUCCUAAAAAAGCGAUGGAAUGUCCAGUAUGGGUUACAUCCUUCCAGAGACCCCAUUGCAGUUCCGUUCCAUGCAAAAGGAAGACCUAGCGACCAGGCGGAAUGGGGACACCCAGAUGUUGCAAUUGCGCUCACUUGCCUCGCAUUCUAUUAUCAAGGUCUUGGCAAUGUUCAUCUUCGACAGACGCUUGAGCAUAUCAAUCAAGUUGAAGAGCCUUCUCAGGUUUACUCGUACAUUAUGCAAUCAUCUAGGCUACCUGAUUCUCUCAGAGAAUGGACUGCGAUCAACCUUGAUGACAAAGACCAAUUGCAGGAGAUCUGGAGUCACGUUCGCUACAGCGUCGAUGUCAUUGACUACUUUCUCAACUCCUUAGUCUUUCCUCGUCAUGCGAAGCAAUUCGAGGUCAAAUUGCAGGCGUCCGGAUGGGAUUUACCCCUGUACGAGAGACCCAUCACUUUGGACUAUCCCACAGCAAGAACCACUGGAUUCAGCGGCACAAAUGACUGCAAGAGAAUGUUGCCACUUACUGUCAAGCAGCAAGAUCUUCCAGGUCUCUCCCAUACGAAUGCAGAAGUCUUAACAUAUUUGCUCGAGAAGAGAAAUCGGCUUUUCAUUGCGGCUGCUGACAGAGGUAGACACAUAUCCGAGUUUCAAUUGCUCCAGAAGGUCCGAGGAUUACGGAUCCGAAUCUUGAUUGACGCAGGAGCACAGAUUCUGGAGAUGGACAAUUUGACCCUUGUCAAGACCUGGCUCAGUAUCGCACCCGAAGCUAAAGCUGCAGUUUUCUUUGACUCAAAAGGAGCCCCGGUGGUUGUUUAUCGGAACAACUAUGGCAAUCAGAUCCCCCUCGCAGCAUCUACUUUUGCUGACGAUUUGAGCGAAUGCCUUGUCUACAUUGAUGAAGCACACACCAGAGGAACUGAUCUGAAGUUACCAGUUGAGGCAUGCGGUGCCUUAACUCUAGGGCUAGGCCAGACCAAGGAUCAUACAGUCCAAGCUGCGAUGCGCCUUCGCCAACUGGGAACCUCACAGUCUAUCGCCUUCUUUGCGCCACCAGAAGUGUGUCAAAGCAUCAAUGAUCUCAGAAGUCACGAACGUCGUUGGCUUCCUAUCGACUCUCAUGACGUCGUUCGCUGGCUCUUGGAGCAGACCUGUCGUGGACUUGAAAUUGUCCAGCCACUGUACCAUUCUCAAGGCAUGGACUUCUGCCGACGAAUCCAAGCUUCUUAUGAAUUUUCUAGAUAUCUUGAGGAUCCAAGUGAUAGGGUAAGCUACCUGAACUGCCUGUGCCAAAUCGAGCAGCAAACUCUGGAGCAGCUCUAUCGCCCUGGUGCAAAGUUCAAAUCAGCCUCCCUCUCGGUAAAGACUUUCCAUCCGCAGCUCAAACGCUUUAUGGAUAGGCUGAACGAGGUUCGCAAGUCUUUCCAGGAUACGGGAGAUGCAGUACACAGUUCCGCACUCCAAGAAGUCGAACAAGAGCGUGAGGUCGCUCACGAAGUCGAAGCCGUCCGGGAAAUUCAAAAGCCUGUGCACUACGAUCCUUUAAAAUAUCCUGGACUUCACAGAGAUCUGGCCAAUUUCGCAAAGACAGGGAAGAUGAUGCCUAACUCGGAUGCUUGGGAAUUGGGUUUCGCUGCUUUACGAAAAUUUGCAAUUGGUAAGAGAUAUGGUAUUUCUUGCGAUGGAACUUCUGGGCGCCUUUACGUGUCUAAGGAGUUCAUGAACACUGUCAAUGUUCCUUUGGCCAAGAAGGCAUACGAGAACUUUCAGCGUAAUGUUAACUGGAUCCUGUGGAGUCCUUCUGUGGAGUGUGCUAUCUUGGUCAAUCCAGAAGAAGCCGAGGAGCUACUGCUACUGCUCAAGACUAUUCGUGCUCCAGCAGCUCAUAUCCUUACUUACGCAGCGCCUGUCAACCGAAAGAUGUCGCACUUCAACUCCUUCGGCUUUUAUACUGUACCAUGCUUACCGCUCAAGUGGGAAGCACCAUCUUGGUUCUCAAUUGAAGUGGGACUAUUUGCGGGCCGCCUGUAUUUUUCAUAUGUUGAGUACGCCUCAAUUCUUGCUUUCUUGGGUGUUCAGGAGAAGGGUAAGAGAAUUGAGGAAGCCCACAGCGAUGAGGAUGAUGUCGAGGUCAAGACCUUUGCCAAGAGACCGCUUUCUUUCCUGCAGGACUGGCUUGCACUAAAGCGUCGUGGUCAGGACUUCUCCGAGACCCCCAUGGGCUAUGUCGCUCAGGGCAAGCCUCUAUUGGAGACUCAUCACUUCUUCCGUCAGCAAGAAAAUGGAAAUGAAAAUGAGCGAAAUUCAGCUCCUGACACGAAGACAACAUUUGUUGAGGUGGCAACCGUAGAACAGGCGAAUGCGGAGGUCUACUUUGAUGAAAUGGAGCAAGAGCCUGUACAUCCUGAUGAACUAGAUGUGGGCGAUGUCGACGAGGCUGAGUGACUUGGAGGUCGACGAUUUGAGGCAUGGUUGGGGGCCUUGUGAGUUCCACUCAAGCUUUCCAGAUGCUGCAAUGAGGCAAUGAAUGUUGAGAUAGAACGUAUAAAUGUAAUAUUCUUUGAAUUUUAUGGCUUGUGCAUUGUGAAAUGUGUUUUUAUCAUUAAUGCUGCUUCACAAUGGCCGCCGGGUUCACGUCACCCAAAUAUGAU
This is a messenger RNA of Cadophora gregata, 10775 nucleotides long. RefSeq lists its product as uncharacterized. The record is from RefSeq and is a predicted model, not a curated record. The coding region runs from base 1192 to 10569 and encodes 3125 amino acids. Lineage: Eukaryota; Fungi; Ascomycota; Leotiomycetes; Helotiales; Ploettnerulaceae. The transcript is spliced from 13 exons.